AUGCUAUAUAGAGUACAGAGAGAAUCAACUCAAGCUGCCAGAGAGGUUUUUGGAAACAAUUAUCAAAGUGUUCUAGAACAAGUCCAUGUUGACGAUGAUGCAUUGGUGGAAGCACAAGAUUUAUUGGAUUCCUGGCUUCAUGAAAAGAAACAUCAAGAUGAUCAAUUUAAUUUAGAAGUGCAAUUUAAGCAUGAAAAGUGGGCACAGAAAGGCAAACCCUUGGAACAAGUCACAAGAAAAUCCAUUACUGAUGAUGAUUACAGUGAUUAUAGGGAUAUGCCUGACCAGUUCUUACAGUCACAUGACUGGUCAACACUGAACAGUUAUCAUAGCAACCAGGUUCCUAAUGCUAUGGGUGCAGAAUAUGAUGAAGACCUUAAUGAUGAGAUAUCAGUUCAGCAUAUACUAAGGGACAUGUUGGACAAGAAUGUUGUCGAAAAAGAGAUCUUGAAUGACUUAGGAUUUGAUGGCAGCAAAAAGAAAAAAGACCCAAGGCCUAAGAUGGAGCUCCGACAUAAACAGGUGAAAGAGAAAAGUCAAGCAAGACAGAAGGAUAUAGAAAAGAAACGAAGAGAAAAUGCAGCUCGUAAGCAAGCAGAAGCAGAAGCUCGUCAACAUUUGCUCAGGGAAGAAAGAGAGCAACAAGCAAAACUCAAAAGAGAAGAGGAUCAAAUACAAAAAGAAAUGACCAAGAUCCGCAGAGCUAUGGAAGAGGAGAAGAAGGCUACCAAGGAAAAACUAGACAAUGAGCGGCGCAAAGAGAAGGAAGCGGAGUUGCUGGCUCGGCAAUAUCUCGAGGAAGAGCAGAGGAAGAAGGAAGAGCAGCUGAGGAGGGACGCAGAAGAUAAAGAAGAGAUGAGGAGAAUGUUGUUGGAACAGAUGGAGAAGAGGGCAGCAAAAGAGGCCAGCAACAGUCUUAGGAUUCUCCAGAGACACUUCUCAGCUUGGUAUUCAGUUGUUGCAUCACAGAGGAUCAAACUUGGUAAAGCAAAAGCUAUGUCUGACUGGCGUUGUAAACUAAGAGCUUGGAAUGCAUGGUUGGCCUACGUCAAUCACAUAAGAUCUGAUAAGGAGGCUCAAACCAUCACCAUGGAGAUGAAAGAAAAGCACAGAAAGGAGCAAUUGUCUUUGAAAUUCCAUCGUCGUCAUUUGUUGCUGCGCUGCCUUCGGUCGUGGCAACAGUGGGUGAAAAGAGAACAAGAAAGAAGACAGCUUCAAGAAGAACACGAAAAAAAGACACAAAAGAUGGCGGCGUUACUGCAAGCAGCAGCUACUGGCAGAUUGUGGAGUGAGCGGGGGGAAAAUACUAACACGGGGUUAGAACUUCAAGACAUUGAAGAUGAUAAGGAUGUGCAGAGCUCAAGCACUGCGAGAAAACUGGACGAAAUUUUCUCACAACCUGCAAGGACGGUAAACCAUAAACAUUCCCUGACAAAUGUAAUAGAUCCAGAGGAGAUUUCCUUAAGAAGGACUAAAGUUAGUGACAAACCACCAAUAAUUAAACCAGCUUGGAGCGAGCAACAGAGAAAGGAGCAAUCCAAGAAAGAAUUCCAGACAGGCAGAGAAGCUAGGAGUAAAUCCAAUCGACAACGCAGUUACAGUGAAGUGGAAAACAUUGAAACACUUUAUUCUACAACCAAAAAUAGAGAAAAAGCGAAAAGUGAAGACAAGAAAACUAACCCAGGUUUUUCAAAGAGUAAAUCUGAUGAAAGACUUGAUUCACAAGAGGCGGAAUCUAGAGAGCAUGUUUUAACUGGGCGAUCAGCCAGUAGUGCUUCGUUGGACAAUGGUACAUCCUCUGUACCUAGUAAGUACACUUCACGAGAAGCCGUUGUCAAAUCACAGAAGCCAACCACAAAACCGUUACAUCUGGCCAUGGAGGAACGUGCUCAGAAACGCCAGGAGCGAAAGAAAGCUUUGGACGAAAAAAAGAGAAAGGCGGAAGAGGAGAGACUGGAAUUUCUCAAAAAGGAACAAGAGCGUAAAGAAGCAGAAUUGUUAGCGGAGAAACAAGAAGCGUUACAAAAAAGAAGAGAAGAGAAACGCAUCGCUAGAGAGCGAGAGCUCGAGAAACAACGGCAGUUAGAACAAAACCGACAGCAGAUUUCCCUAGCAACCCAGCAUUACGCUUGUGUCCUCCUGAAAAAGUACGGCUUGUCACCGUGGAGACAUCUAGUGGAGACGACGCGGGAAAAUAUGUCACGUGCAGUAUUACAUCAUAAUAGAUUGUUGCUUACAAGAUGUUUCCAUCCGUGGCUGGAUUUCACAAGAAGAGCGAAUGAAGAUAGACUUGAGGCAUCAGAAGCGUUGCACCAAAAUAUUUUGUUGCGACGAAUGUGGAGACAGUGGAGAAAGUUUGGCCAGCAUGCUGUCAGACUGCAGUUGGUGGCCGAAGAUUAUUGUUCCUCGUACCUUGUGAAAAAAUACUUCAGACUCUGGCAGGAUUACGUUACCGAGCAACAGAUCCUGUUAUGGGAAAAGGAGAGGGCAGCCGAGGAACACAAUGAAUGGCGAUUGAAGAAACUCGCGAUGAUCUACUGGAAAAAGUACAUACCAAUGUUGAGAUCAGAACGAGAAAAGGAAGUCAGGAGGGCGGACUUGAGGAAAAGAGUUCACUCAUGGCUGCCUGAUUUUCAGUCGUUAACGGAAACAUCACCCUGAUCAUCCUAAGAGCGCCGCGUGACCUCUCCCCAGACUUCCACAUCUUUGUUCACGCAAAGCUAGGACCAAGAAUUUUUUCUGAUCGUCUGGCUGCAGGGCGAGAACUUGGAUUCAAAAUCUCGCUCGAAUUCUUUCUUAGAAGUAUUUUUAUUUACAAACAAUACAUCUCAAUUAAAAAUCUAUCCAAGAGGUACAAUUGUCCCUAAUAGAAUGGCGGUUUUAACUGGUCAUGUAGUCCUCGAUUUUUCUUAAUGGUCUUACAUUUAAAGAGUACAGAAACCGCUUUCUACUUUUGCGAACUAACGUAUUAUUGUGCGGAUAUACAAAACCUUCCUUUUCAUAGAUCCCUAGCGUUCAAAAUACCUUGUCUUAUCGUUCCAUCAUCAAAAUUUCUACUACAUGUACGUCCCAUUUGAACCCGCAAACGGCUUCCCUGGAAACAUUUCGUUUAGAUGUACAAUGCAGGGAUUGGGAAGGCAAAUUAGACAAAUGGCCCAUAACUUUGUAAAGUUAUGGGCCAUUUGGUAGAAGUAUGGGCCGGAUGAAAAGGAAAACGGAAAUAGCAAUUCGUGACAGUGUGUACAGUAUUUUUUUCCCAGUUUUUCACUUUUUUAUUUUAUUUAUUUAAGUUUUACAUUACUCAAUCAAUCAACGAAAUUUUAUUGUAAUACUGUCAUCAAGUACAAAAGUCAUCAAAAGAUAUCCUAAUAACA
Molecule: messenger RNA, 3374 nt
Organism: Pocillopora damicornis (cauliflower coral)
Lineage: Eukaryota; Metazoa; Cnidaria; Anthozoa; Scleractinia; Pocilloporidae
Product: coiled-coil domain-containing protein 191
Source: RefSeq, a predicted model, not a curated record